Molecule: messenger RNA, 1573 nt
Organism: Dicentrarchus labrax (European seabass)
Lineage: Eukaryota; Metazoa; Chordata; Actinopteri; Moronidae
Product: SLAM family member 6-like
Exons: 1
Coding region: 195-1208 (337 amino acids)
Source: RefSeq, a predicted model, not a curated record
AAGUUUGUCAUUUAUUUGCCAGUCAUAUUCUGGGUUGCAAAUGUAACAGUUCAUCUUGAAAAGACUGCUUCUCAAUCAGGGCUUAAAAAUCAGCAGACUGACUUGGAACAAACUUUGACAAAGGACCUAGAAAGGAAAUAAUUAAAAGCGCAAGUGAUUAUUAUAAGGAUACCUUGGUCUACUCUUUGCAUAUUAUGGCAUCCUUUACUGCACUUGGUCUUUUCAUUCUGUUGGAAUUCAUCAACCUCUCAGCAGCAAACAAGGACACCUGUGAACUCUAUGCAGCUGUUGGGCAGAGUCUGACUCUGCCAUUGAACUACAACAGACUGGAAAACUCACAUGUGCUGAAAUGGUUUCAUAAUGACACAAUCAUUUUGUACAGAGAGAAAGGCAAAGUGUCUAUUGGAAAACCAGCGGACGUCUCUGCAACCGGAUCUCUUUCGCUGAAGAGCCUACUGUUCUCAAGUGCUGGGGUUUACGAAGCAAAUGUGCUGAAUCCCAAUGGUACACUGGCUUUAUCAUGGACUGGUCGUCUCUGUAUGAUGGACAAGGUAUCCAAACCUCAACUCACUUAUCGCUGUGACUUCAAGUCUAGUGCUGUUAAUCUAAAUUGCUAUGUAGAUAAACCUCAGGGUUUGGUGUUCUCAUGGACACUCGAUGAAAAGACCUUAACAAGCGAAACAAGACAAACAUUGAGCAUAUCAUUGGCACAGCUGAAAGGAGAGAGGGACUUUUCAUGUAGUGCGGCAAACAAAGUCAGCACUCAGAAGAGUGACACUGUCCGUCCAACCUGUAAAAGUCCAUCACCGUCGCCACCACCUUUGCUCUGUUUUACAUCCAAAACUGUUUUAGCAGUGGUAGCAGGAGGAGCAGGUCUGAUUCUGCUUUUGAUCACUAUUAUCAUCAUAUUGUGUUGCUGCUACAGUUGCAAGAAAAACCAAAUGAGACUCAAAGAUAAAGGGGGGCUCAGGAUGCUUUCUCUCAGCAAACGAGAGCCGGACUCCAUCAGCCCAGACUAUGAGACUAUGCACCCGUCUAAGGACUCUCCACCUGUGAGCCCAGAGCCUCCACCCAGAACCUGUUAUGAGAGUGUUUCUGAGCCCGAGACUGAAAGCAGGCCUCCUCAGUUAUCCACAGCUGCGGAAGGACAACAACCUUCACCGGUGCCGAAGCCGAGGACGAAGAGCCCCCAGGCACCAAACAUCUGAAUGUGGAAAUAAGCACUGGAGGAAGAACAGUAAUUAAGACAAAGAGACAUGUUGGUUUUUUUUUGGGGGGGGGGGGGGUGAAAAACAUGCAACUGAACCAAAAUGAACAAAACCAUUUCAAUAAAUAGAAUAAAUGGGCUUAAUCAUGGUGGGCUUGGGAGGGAGAACCUGAGGUAGCAAUAUUUUCUUUUCUUAGCAACUUUAAAUGUGAUAUCAUGGCUUAUCUGUGUUGAAUUUGUUAUUGUUAAAUUUUGUAGAUAUGGUGGUGGUGUUAAGGGUUGUACACAGUAUGAUACAAGAAUCUGUUCCGGGUGCAUUUCUAUAUUGUUCAUGGUGUUAUGAAUAAAGCAAUUUUCAGACAAAAA